Molecule: messenger RNA, 6650 nt
Organism: Nerophis lumbriciformis (worm pipefish)
Lineage: Eukaryota; Metazoa; Chordata; Actinopteri; Syngnathiformes; Syngnathidae
Gene: ubr2
Product: ubiquitin protein ligase E3 component n-recognin 2
Biological process (GO): ubiquitin-dependent protein catabolic process via the N-end rule pathway; protein ubiquitination
Cellular component (GO): ubiquitin ligase complex; cytoplasm
Molecular function (GO): zinc ion binding; ubiquitin protein ligase activity
Source: RefSeq, a predicted model, not a curated record
GUAUACUGAGGCAGUAAAGAUGGCUGAAGCAGAGCCUGACAGAAGGGACCCACCGUUCGACUUUUGUUCGGAAUUCUUACAGUUCUCCGCCAAGGACACCGCGUCGCGGUGGUUGGCAGCGGCAAAUCUUCAGGUGGAACUCUACGCUCACCUGGCAGAGUAUGUACCCAAAAUCCUCUGUUUGGGGCCCAGCGGCUGCAGCAGCAGGGAGGAGCAGCGAGAGGAGCAAAGGGAAGAGUUGGCCUGUCAGCUGCUCCUUCUCGCUCCCUUGGAGUGGCUGCUGCUGGGUGAGGAUCCAGCUACAGGCCUCGCUCAGCUGCAGGAGAACAACCAGCCGUCACCACUCUGCGGUCACGUGUUCAAGGUGGGAGAGCCCACCUACUCCUGCAGGGAUUGUGCAGCCGACCCCACCUGUGUUUUGUGCAUGCAAUGUUUCUUGGGAAGUGUUCAUAAAGAUCAUCGAUACAGAAUGACCACGUCCGGAGGCGGGGGGUUUUGUGACUGCGGAGACACUGAAGCCUGGAAGAAGGGUCCUUACUGCCAAAAACACACACCGACCACCAUCAAAGACUCAGAAGAGGACCCCAUAGCCCAGUUACCGGUUGACAUGGUUGCCCGCAGUUGCAGCAUUUUCUCCAUUAUCUUGAAGUAUGCUGUGGACAUGCUUACAUGGACGCAAGAGGAUCAGCUACCUGCAGGCCUGGAACCACCUGAAAGAGGAGACAAUUAUUACUGUAUGCUGUUUAAUGAUGAGGUCCACACCUAUGAACAAGUGAUCUACACCCUGCAGAAGGCUGUCAACUGCAACCAGAAAGAAGCUGUCAGCUUUGCCACCACUGUGGACAGAGAUGGCAGGAAAUCAGUUCGAUAUGGAGAUUUUCUUUUUUGUGAACAAGCCAAGACUGUUAUAGUACGGAACACCAGCCGCCAGUCAAAGCCUCUCAGAGUUCAGGUGAUGCACUCGUCUGUUGUGGCUCACCAGUGUUUUGCGCUGAAAGCGCUCAGCUGGUUAGGACAAAUCAUUCAGUACUCAGAUGGGUUGAGAAGGAUCCUCUGUCAGGUAGGACUUGAGGAAGGUCCAGAAGGAGAAAACUCAUCACUUGUUGAUCGCUUAAUGCUCAAUGACUCCAAGAUGUGGAAAGGCGCAAGAAACAUCUAUCACCAGCUGCUAAUGAACAGCCUCCUUAUGGAUUUUAAAUACAAGAAGAUCUUUGCUAUCCAGUUUGCCAAGAACUACAGGCGCCUCCAGACUGAUUUUAUGGAGGACGACCAUGAGAGGGUGGUGUCAGUGACCUCUUUGUCUGUACAGCUUUUCACCGUUCCAACAAUGGCGCGAAUGCUGAUGGUGAAAGAGAACCUGAUGACCACCAUCAUCAGGACUUUUGUAGACCACCUCCGUCACAGAGAUCUACAGGGGCGCUUUCAGUUUGACCGCUACACAGCGCAGCAGGCCUUCAAAUUCGGACGAGUUCAGAGCCUCAUUGGAGACCUCAAGUAUGUCUUAAUCAGUCGGCCAUCUGAGUGGAGUGAUGAACUCAGAGAGAAGUUUCUGGAUGGUCUGGAUGCUUUUCUGGAGCUCCUUAAGUGUAUGCAGGGCAUGGACCCUGUAGUUCGUCAAGUGGGGCAGCACAUUGAGAUGGAACCUGAGUGGGAGGCAGCAUUCACCCUGCAGAUGAAACUGACUCACAUCAUCUCUAUGAUUCAGGAGUGGUGCGCCACAGAUGAGCGCGUGCUGAUUGAGGCCUACAGGAAGUGUUUGAGUGUUGUCAGUCAAUGUCACAUUGGCCUUCCAGACGGUGAGCAGCCAAUAAGCUUGAAUCUGGCUGGUCACUCUGUGGAGACUUUCCGGUACCAAGUGUCUCAGGACAAAGUGUCCAUCCACCUCCCUGUCUGCAGACUGCUUGCAGGUUUUCAUGUACUCCUCAGCAGAACAGAAAUUGCUUCUCGCCUCCCUGAAAAACUUCCAUUGGGGGAACUCAGCCCGCCUCUCUUGAUUGAAUUACCCUUAAGAUGCCUAGUCCUUUGUGCCCAGGUGCUUGCUGGGAUGUGGAGAAGGAAUGGCUUCUCCUUAAUAAACCAAAUUUAUUAUUACCACAAUGUCAAGUGCAGAGUGGAGAUGUUCGACAAAGACGUCAUCAUGCUGCAGGCUGGAGCCUCCAUGAUGGACCCAAACCACUUCCUGAUGAUUGUGCUUAGUCGUUUUGAACUUUUCCACAUUUUCAGCUCUGCAGACUGCAGAAAGAGAUACGCCUGCAGGGAGACCAAUAAGGAUCUGGUCCAGCAGAACAAUACCCUGAUCGAGGAGAUGCUACACUUAAUAAUCAUCUUGAUUGGUGAACGUUAUGUGGCAGGCGUCGGACUUGUGGAGCCAUUUGACGAGGUCAGAAGGGAAAUCAUCCACCAGUUGUCAAUCAGACCUAUGGCUCAUAGUGAGCUGGUGAAAGCUCUUCCAGAGAACGGGAACAAGGAGACUGGACUAGAGCGUGUCAUAGACUGUGUUGCUUCGUUCAAGAAGCCAGGUGUAACUGGUCGUGGUCUUUACGAGCUGCGUCCUGAGUGGAGCAAGCACUUCAACCUGUACUUUUAUCACUACAGCAGAGCCGACCAAUCUAAGGCAGAGGAGGCUCAGAGAAAGCUGAGGAGACAGACCGGCGAUGAUACAGCCCUUCCCCCACCAGUUCCUCCUCCUCUCUGUCCCCUGUUUGCUAGCCUGGUGAACUUGCUGCAGUGUGAUGUGCUUUUGGGUGUGGAGGGUGCUGUGUUGCAGUGGGCGAUGGAACCGAGGGGCGGAGGCUGGUCAGAGUCAAUGCUGCAGAGAGUGCUCCAUCUAGUAGGCAUGGCUCUGCUGGAGGAGCAACAACAGCUGGAAAACAAUAGCGAGGAUGACAUCACCUUCAAUUACACUUCUAAAAUUACACGUCCAGGUGAAGCUCCAAAUACUUCAGGAAGUGUCCUGGCUUUGCUGGAGAGUCUUCAGAAUGCUCCUCAUCUGGAGGUCCACAAAGACAUGAUCACCUGGAUCCUAAAGAUGGUGGCAAACAUCAAAACGAUUAGAGAACGUACAUCCUCCACCUCUUCAGUUACUGUCACCCAUGGACAUGGGCAGGAGGAGAUGAUACGAGACAAAGACAAAGCAGAGAGGAAGAGGAAGGCAGAAAUGGCUCGACUGCGGAGGGAAAAGAUAAUGGCUCAGAUGUCUGAGAUGCAGAAGCAUUUCAUCAACGAGAACAAAGAACUUUUUCAGCAAACUCUAGCAGAACUCGAGGUGUCAACAUCUGGUGAUUUGGAGCACAGCACUUCCAGUUCGGAGCCGUCCUGUUCAUCUGAGGUCUGCGUCGGUCCCACAAGAGUGGGCAGAGGAGCCGAGCGGCGUGACCUGGUGACCUGCAUACUGUGUCAGGAGGAACAGGAGGUGAAAUGUCACGGCAGGGCCAUGGUUUUGGCAGCGUUUGUUCAGAAAUCAACCGUUUUGUCCAAAAGACGCUGCUGCUCUAUACCCAACGCAGAGCGACAUGACCCUUUGUUCAUGCAUCCAGACCUGUCAGUAGGUAUCCAUACUGCUAGUUGUGGACACAUCAUGCAUGCCACCUGCUGGCAGAGGUACUUUGAAGCAGUGCAGCUCAAGGAGCAGAGGCGGCAGCAGCGUUUGCGAAGUCACACCAGCUACGACGUGGAGAAUGGAGAGUUCCUGUGUCCACUGUGCGAGUGUCUUAGCAACACUGUUAUACCUCUGCUGCCGCAUGCACAAACACCUGACCGCAGUGUUGAUCACCCAAGUCUGGACAUGUGGCUGAAGACAACUAGUCAGCAGAUUGCAGCACUGCACCACUCCUAUAAAAAACCGCCAAGUGCAGAUGACAUGGAGCCUCCUAUCCCUGAAGGAUUCAGGCUUGAUUUUACUCCACUAAACCCUUUUUCCAGCAGUAUUAUUGAGAUGAUAACCACGUUCAGCAUGUCAACCUACAAGGUGGGACUAAAGGUGAAUCCCAAUGAGCAGGACCACAGGGUGCCCGUGCUGAGUUGGUCCACCUGUGCCUACACCAUCCAAGCAAUAGAGCGCCUCCUUAUGGAUGAGGAGAAGCCUUUAUUCGGAGGUUUACCCUGCAGACAGGAUGACUGCUUGAGCUCCAUCACCAGGUUCAGUUCAGCUUGCUGGACAUCAGCUUCACUGCAAACACUCCACACGCACUUCAUCAGAUUGUUUGCAGCUCUGGUUCCUUGCCAACAAGUAGAAAACACUCCAAGCAUCCUGGACAUUGACAUGUUCCACAUUCUGGUUUACACCGUGCUGUCCUACACCUCUGUUCACAGUCUGGACCAAUCAGGACGUAAUGUGAUCGACUCUGCUCAUAUCCAUCUCCUUCAACUUAUCACUGUUGCUCACAUGGUUCAGGUCCUGCUCACCUCGACCACGGAAGAGGUUUGCAUGGAACAGGAAGGUGGGGGAUCUGAGGAGGAGGAGCUUGCCUGUCAACUCUACAACACACUGAGGAAACACCUGGACGGCAUUUUACCUGACGUGGCUUCCUGGCAAUUAUGGCGUUGUGUUAAGGCUGGCGUCUUCCCAUUCCUCAGAGCCGCCGCUCUUUUUUUUCAUUACCUGAACUCUACAGCGCCACCAGCUGACCUACAAGGUGCAGGACCUGGCCAAUGGGAGGCCGUGUGUAGCUACCUCAAUCUGCCCUCCAACCUGCUUCAGAUGUACCAGAGCCAACAAGCCGUGCUGGAACCACUCAUACACAGUUGGUGUGCUCACCCAGCCGUCAGACAAACACUGGAGGGCUGUGGGUUCAUGGUCCAAUUUCCCAGAGAAUCCAACAGAUUGAUCGACCUGCCUGAAGACUACAGCGUUCUUAUUAACCAGGCAUCCAGCUUCACGUGCCCCCGCUCAGGAGGAGACAAGUCGCGUGCUCCCACUCUGUGUCUGGUGUGCGGUUCCAUGCUGUGCUCUCAGAGUUACUGCUGUCAGACCGAGGUGGACGGCGAGGACGUCGGCGCCUGCACCGCCCACACCUUCACGUGCGGCGCUGGCCUCGGGCUCUUCCUAAGGGUCCGAGAGAGUCAGGUUCUGUUUGUGGCAGGCAAGACCAAGGGCUGCUUCUACCCGCCCCCAUACCUGGACGACUACGGCGAGACGGACCAGGGUCUCAAGCGGGGGAACCCCCUGCAUCUUUGCGUGGAGCGCUACAGGAAGAUCGAGCGUCUGUGGCGUCAGCACGGCAUCGCCGAGGUCAUCGGGCACGCUCAGGAGGCCAAUCAGACGCUUGUCGCCAUCGACUGGCAGCACUUGUGACAACCUUUUUUUUUUUUACGAGGGAGUCCAAAGCCACAAGAUAUACACUUGAAUCCUGAUAUCUUAUCAAAGCAGCAAAAGAACUGAGCAGCUUUUUAUUGCUGACGAAGCGCUUUAACCGAUUAUUCAUUUCUGCGUCUGGGGUGUCCAAAGGGUGGCCUUUUUUUUUUUAGCCCCUGGCAUAUUGUAAAAAUUAAAGUAAUAAUGAGAUAUAUUACUACAUUUUUACACAACACAAAGUUACAAUGCUUUGUUCCGAUCACUAAGCAAACAGAGUUAAACCCGCUAACGACUCAUUAAGUCCUUCCACAAAUUCAACCAAUCCCCGUUGCCCUGGUCCAAUCUUUGCAAUUUUUCCAAAUAUUUGAGCCAAUCAGAUUUGUUUCUGAGCACAAUAAAUCCUUCCUGUUCCUGUUUACGGCACUAAGCCUUCUGGGUAAUGUAGUAUAUCAACAUUUAGUUUCCAGGUGACGUGUAUUUAUAUAUUUAUUAAACCUUUACUUAUCCAGGGUAAGACUAACUGAUUUUCUUUCGCAACGCUGUGCUAGCAAAGAGGCAGUAUUUACAUGUUAGAGAUGUUGAAGUGUGAUGAUGAUCUCGUUUACUAACGAAAAUCUGCACCGCAGACCGCGCUCAACAAUUCACAAAUGCUCUUAACGGCAUCAACACUGUUUUUGUUUUCCAAAGUUUUUGUUCACUUCCUGAUCAUUUUGAGGUUACAAGGAACACUUAAAACAUUGAUAAUCAAUACAUCAAAUUACAAGUUAAUUCAAGCCCCAAAACCCUGCAACAUUUGCCGCAAGUUCUGGAAAAAGUAAUCUUUUUAUGACGCAAUAAUCACAAAAAGGGCCAACAAAAUCCUGGAGUGAAGCACCCGCUUAUGUCGACAUCCUUUGACGCCUCCCAGACUGAGGCUGCCAACAAAAAGUCACGUAGCAAAGAUGAGGUUGGAAUUAAUUGAGCGAUGAUUCAUUUAUCAUAUCAGGCAGUCGUGUAUCUUUGAUGUUUUCAGGUUUUUGCUUGGCAGUGAAUCUUUUUGCCAACAUGUUUAUUUUUGUCGUUCUUAAAUCAAAUCUGCAAGAAGAGUCUUUUUUUUUAUAUUAGUCCAUCUAAUUUCUUAUCAAACAACAAGACUCUUUGAAGUAAAAACACUAUUUUUGGUCAGAUUUUGGUUGUUGGGAAUUUUUGGUUUGUUAGUUUUGCCGCCUCAGCACACACACAGCAUGUUGCUGAGUCAGCAUCUCUGCUUUGAUCACAUCUCACUUGUCAAUAUGUGAAUUGUUGUAUAGAUGAGGAUGUACAAAAUGUAGAAGAAGAGCAGACAAUAAAAACUUGGGGAUGUUUUUGUUUUCUUGAA